GGCGGCGAGCGCGGAGCCAGCGAGGCCGUGCGCCCGCGCCUGGAGAGGGGCCGGCGGCCUCAGCCUGCGCGGCGGCGGCGGCACCGGCACCGGUACCCUCGGCGCCCCGGGCCCUUCCCCCGGACCGGGCCGCACGCUGCCCCGCCCUCUGCACCCCACUUCCCCCGCCGUCCUUCCCGACCCUGCCUGCCUCUGCCCGAUCCCCGAGCGCCGGCUCGAGCCCAGGCCGGCGGCAGCUGUUGCUCGCGUGGCUGCCUCUCCUCCCGUCUCGGGGCUCUGCCGGGGCCCCCCAGGAGCCGGGCGCGCUGCGGGCCGGGCGGGAGACGCCGCUCAGCCCGACCUUCUCCGGUUCCUCCCGCCGCAGCCGGCUCUGGUCCACACCCCGCCAGCCGCGCCUCGGGCACCCUGCAGGCUCGGACGUGGCCGGGCCCCCUGUGCCACCCACCCUGGGCACGCCUGCGACCGAGCAACACGGCUGAACGACACCCGAGUGCUUCCUGCCUUUAGGAAACUCCGGAAAGCCACCGCGUCAGCCCCCGGAACCCUCCGCAGCGUGGCUGGGACUUGGCCUGGAUGUCUGCCUUCCCCGCUGGCUCCCAGACACGCCGCUCUCGAGCGCCUGCCUGCUGGUGAAGCGCGCGGGUGGGGGCCGGGCUGGCCCGGCGGCGGCAUGGCCAGGAUGAGCUGGGUCCGAGCCGCCUCCCGGCUGGUGCUGGGCUUGCUGGCGACCUCCUUAACUGGGUCGUCCCUGCAAAGCAGCGAGUGUCCUCAGCUCUGCGUGUGCGAGAUCAGGCCCUGGUUCACCCCGCAGUCGACGUACAGGGAAGCCACCACCGUGGACUGCAACGACCUCCGGCUGACCCGCAUCCCCGGCAACCUUUCCAGCGACACGCAAGUGCUGCUCCUCCAGAGCAACAACAUCGCCAGGACCGUGGACGAGCUGCAGCAGCUCUUCAACCUGACGGAGCUGGACUUCUCCCAGAACAACUUCACCAGCAUCAGGGAGGUGGGGCUGGCCAACCUGACGCAGCUCACCACCCUGCACCUGGAGGAGAACCAGAUUACAGAGAUGACGGACUACUGCCUGCGGGACCUGGGCAACCUCCAGGAGCUCUACAUCAACCACAACCAGAUCAGCACCAUCUCGGCCAACGCCUUCUCGGGCUUGAGAAACCUCCUCAGGCUCCACCUGAACUCCAACAAGCUGAAAGUCAUCGACAGCCGCUGGUUCGAUUCAACGCCCAACCUGGAAAUCCUCAUGAUCGGGGAAAACCCCGUGAUUGGGAUUCUGGACAUGAACUUCAAGCCCCUCUGCAACCUGAGGAGCUUGGUGCUGGCAGGAAUGUACCUCACCGACGUCCCCGGGAAUGCCCUGGUGGGCCUAGACAGUCUCGAGAGCCUGUCUUUUUAUGACAACAAACUGGUCAAGGUCCCCCAACUGGCGCUGCAAAAGGUUCCGAAUCUGAAGUUCUUAGACCUCAACAAAAACCCCAUCCACAAAAUCCAAGAGGGGGACUUCAAGGACAUGCUCCGGCUGAAAGAGCUGGGACUCAACAACAUGGGCGAGCUGGUGUCCGUGGACCGCUACGCACUCGACAACCUGCCCGAGCUCACCAAGCUCGAGGCCACCAACAACCCCAAGCUGUCCUACAUCCACCGCCUGGCCUUCCGCAGCGUCCCCGCCCUGGAAAGCCUGAUGCUCAACAACAACGCCCUGAACGCCGUCUACCAGAAGACGGUGGAGUCCCUGCCCAGCCUGCGGGAGAUCAGCAUCCACAGCAACCCGCUGCGGUGCGACUGCGUCAUCCACUGGGUGAGCUCCAACAAGACCAGCAUCCGCUUCAUGGAGCCCCUGUCCAUGUUCUGCGCCCUGCCGCCCGAGUACCGGGGGCAGCAGGUGAAGGAGGUCCUCGCCCAGGACCCCGGGGACCGGUGCCUCCCCAUGAUCGCUCACGACACGCUCCCCAGCCACCUGAACGUGGAGAUCGGCACGACGGUGCUGCUGGACUGCCGGGCCAUGGCCGAGCCGGAGCCCGACAUUUACUGGGUCAGUCCCCUGGGAAACAAGAUCACCGUGGAGACGCUGCUGGACAGGUACAAGCUGAGUAGCGAAGGGACCUUGGAAAUAUCUAACAUACGGACCGAAGAUUCCGGGAGAUACACCUGUGUCGCCCAAAAUGUCGAGGGGGCAGACACUCGCGUGGUGACAAUCAAGGUGAAUGGGACCUUCCUGGAUGGUGCCCAGGUGCUGAAAAUAUACGUCAAGCAGACGGAGUCCCAUUCCAUCUUAGUGUCCUGGAAAGUCAACUCUAACGUCAUGACGUCCAACCUGAAGUGGUCGUCCGCCACCAUGAAGAUUGACAACCCCCACAUCACCUACACCGCCCGGGUCCCGGUGGACGUCCACGAGUACAACCUGACGCACCUGCAGCCUUCCACGGACUACGAGGUGUGCCUCACCGUGUCCAACAUUCACCAGCAGACUCAGAAGUCGUGUGUCAACGUGACGACCAAGGACGCCGCCCUCGCGCUGGCCCUCUCCGACCAGGAGGCCAGCACCGCCCUGGCGGCCGUGAUGGGCUGCCUGUUCGCCCUCGUCAGCCUCGCGUCCGUGGCCGUGUACGUGGCCAAGAGGCUGAAGAGGAAGAACUACCACCACUCACUGAAGAAGUACAUGCAGAAGACCUCCUCCAUCCCGCUGAACGAGCUCUACCCGCCGCUCAUCAACCUCUGGGAGGGGGACAACGAGAAGGACAAGGAAGGGUCCGCAGACACGAAGCCCGCCCAGGUGGACACGUCCAGAAGCUACUACAUGUGGUGACUCGGCGGGCGUUUGCUUCUGGUAGUAAGGAGCACAAAGACGUUUUUGCUUUAUUCUGCAGAGGGAACGAGUGGGCGACGUCCGCGUGCCGGGCUCUGCCGGCCGGCAGCAGCGUGGGAGGACGGGUGGGUGUGUCAGCAGCUUCGUUCGGUUCGGUUCGGUCUCCAGUCAAGCGCAUCGCAAGGGUCUGACACGGCCGGCAGCGCCCCUCGGCUUCCAGGGUGUAUUGCAUUUUUAUCCUUAUCGCUAUUAUCAUGAUGAUUAUAUUAUUAUUUUGUUUUAGUUGUGCUCCACUCAACCAUGCUGUUCUAACUGCAGUGCUCAAUAAAUGAUGAAUGGCAGGUCAGGGUCGCCCUGUGCUUCUGCCCGUGGCGUGACCCCGCCCCCCGCGGCCACCGGGAGAGUGCCCCACGCGGCCAGCCGCGGACGUGCAGGUGCGGAGCCGCCGCGAACUGCCUGAGCAGCCUGGGCUGCCGACUUCCCGCCCCAGCAGCGAAGGCCGGACUUGCUACCUUCCUUGAACGAUGUUAGUUGACUGUACUGUAAUGUUGUAUCAACUGAAUUGAAUGUUUGCCUUUGAACAAUGACUUUUCUCUCCCUCUCCUUUUUGUUUUUUGGAAUAGUUAAAGAGGCUUAGAACAAGCUAACAGGCAAUAGAAAUAUGUAUAUCAGAUUUUUUAAUGUAACAAACUACAUGUUAAUUGUUACCUUAUUCUUUUUAUCUUUAGUAGACACUUUU
Molecule: messenger RNA, 3560 nt
Organism: Pteronotus mesoamericanus
Lineage: Eukaryota; Metazoa; Chordata; Mammalia; Chiroptera; Mormoopidae
Gene: LRRN1
Product: leucine rich repeat neuronal 1
Exons: 2
Coding region: 671-2821 (716 amino acids)
Cellular component (GO): extracellular matrix
Molecular function (GO): protein binding
Source: RefSeq, a predicted model, not a curated record